AUCAUACUGUUAUCACUAUUGCGCAUAGGUUGCGAACUGUUGUAGACUAUGAUAGAAUUCUGGUUAUGGAUGCUGGAAAUGUAAUUGAAUUCGAUAUUCCAUAUCUACUGAUGCAAAAGUCUGAUGGAUUGUUUAGAAAAAUGUGUGAAAAAAGUGGUGAAUUUGCGGAAUUAAUGGGAAUUGCUAAGUUGAAAUAUGAAAAUAUGUCGUCGAUACGGAAUACAAAAUCGCACCGGGAAAGAAUUUUGAAUCCCGUGAUAUCCUAG
Racocetra persica is the source of this 266-nucleotide messenger RNA. The record is from the annotation of a GenBank genome assembly. Lineage: Eukaryota; Fungi; Glomeromycota; Glomeromycetes; Diversisporales; Gigasporaceae.